AAUUCCUGUAGUGAUUCAGGUCUUUCAUUCACCGAAACUUCCCCUGAUUUUCCUCUCAUCGCCCUCAGUUCUAGUCUCAUUGAGUGGGAAAAUUUCCAGUGGUUGAAGUAUUGUGCACUGUCUGCAUUAAACACUCGUUUAUGGUCGGAGGACUUACAUGGGUUUUCCUGUACCGGGAUUUCUUUGUGAAAGCGAAACCGACAACCUUCCCUUGUUAAUGGAGUGAGCAGACGACCAUAUCCAUGAUGAGCAUGUUAUUGAAAUAACCGGUAGUGAUGCUUCCUCAUCUACCUUAUCUCAAGAACGGACAUCUCAUGGCAUAGAGCAGCAUCAGAAUGGUAAUCAGCCAUCUACUAGUGUGAGGGUUCCAGUUUACCAGCCUCCACUUUUUUCUACAAAUACGUCAAAUUCAAGGAACUCAUCACUUGCUCAGAGGGGAAAUGGGCGUGGCCGCCGAAGGAGCCCAUUAAAUUCUGGGUUAUGGAUAUCUGUUGAGCUAGUAUUAACAGUGAGCCAAAUUAUUGCAGCUAUUGUUGUGCUAUCUUUGUCAAGACACGAACGUCCACACGCUCCUUUGAAAACUUGGGUUGUGGGUUAUGCAUCUGGUUGUGUAGCCAUCCUUCCUCUUCUAUAUUGGCGAUUUCGCUAUCGAAACCAUGGUUCUGAACAGGAUUCAACUCAACACGUGCAGGAUUCAUCUCAGAACAACUUCUCUGCAGGCACUUCCAGUAGAAGAAUUUCUGAGGGAGAAGAUCAUCAGACAACUGGUACAACAUCUAGUGGUGGUCCAAAUGUUUCCCCAAGACUUAGGGCACUUGUGGAAUACUUCAAGAUGUGUUUAGAUUGUUUCUUUGCAGUGUGGUUUGUGGUUGGCAAAGUGUGGAUUUUUGGAGGGCACUCUUCUUCCACUGAUGCUCCCAAUUUGUACAGGUUGUGUAUAGUGUUUCUUACCUUUAGCUGUAUUGGAUAUGCAAUGCCUUUCAUUCUGUGCGCAACGAUCUGUUGCUGCCUCCCCUGUAUAAUUUCAGUCCUGGGUUUCAGAGAGGAUUUGGCUCAAAAUAGAGGAGCCACACAAGAAUCAAUUAAUUCACUGCCAACUUAUAAGUUUAAAGUGAAGAAGAACAAGAAUAGCAACAAGGAGAGUAACUCGGCCACAGAUGAAGCUGGAAUAGUGGCUGCUGGAACAGAGAACGAGCGUGUGGUAUCAGGAGAGGAUGCGGUUUGCUGCAUUUGCUUGGCGAAGUAUGUGAACAACGAUGAACUCCGGGAAUUGCCUUGCUCUCAUUUCUUUCACAAGGAGUGUGUGGAUAAAUGGCUAAAGAUCAAUGCAUCGUGUCCACUUUGCAAAGCCGAGGUUGGUGAAACUUUUUUGAGUUCACUCACUGAGGCGACUGCCAGUCUACGACAGAGAACCAUGUUAUAAACGGCGAAAUGGAAUGUCCCAAGUCGAAACAAUGUUUGCUUCGGCUUGUCCUUGGGAUCGAGAGCUCGUGCUCGAACUGUCUUGUCUCGAGAAGAUGUUGUCCAUCACUAUAUCAGAGAGAGGGAGACAGAAUUAUAGAAAGUGGACAUCCUGUAAAACUGCUUGUUUAGUGUUUUGUUGAACUUGAAUGAUCGAGUAGCAACUCCAUUUCUCCUACGCUUUGCACUUGUAUUUACAGAGAUAAAUGGUGUUUAUUAUUUGUUUCA
Messenger RNA from Olea europaea var. sylvestris, 1689 nucleotides. Its product is annotated as E3 ubiquitin-protein ligase At4g11680-like. The coding region runs from base 833 to 1423 and encodes 196 amino acids. The record is from RefSeq and is a predicted model, not a curated record. The transcript has a single exon. Gene Ontology annotation, molecular function: zinc ion binding. NCBI's taxonomy places the organism in Eukaryota, Viridiplantae, Streptophyta, Magnoliopsida, Lamiales, Oleaceae.